CGCGGGCCCUCCCACUUCGCCCGGGGUGUGACGGGCCGGGCCGGGCCGGGACAGACGAGACGGCAACAUGCUGGGCAUGAUUAAGAACUCCCUGCUGAGCACGGUGGAGACAUGGCCCUACCGGGUGCUGAGCAAGGGGGAGAAGGAGCAGCUCAGCUACGAGGAGAGGGAGUGUGAAGGCGGGCAGUUUGCUGUGGUGGAGGUGACGGGGAAGCCCUUUGAUGAAGCCUCGAAGGAAGCAGCGCUGAAGCUUCUGAAGUAUGUUGGAGGAAGCAAUGACAAAGGCGCUGCAAUGGGCAUGACUGCUCCUGUCUCCAUCACUGCUUUUCCUGCUGAAGAUGGCUCCUUACAGCAGAAAGUGAAGGUCUAUCUGCGAAUCCCAAACCAGUUUCAAGCCACUCCUCCCCAUCCUAGCGAUGAAAGCAUUAAGAUUGAAGAGAGACAAGGGAUGACCAUUUAUUCCACGCAGUUUGGUGGCUAUGCCAAAGAGAUGGACUAUGUGAACUAUGCUGCCAAACUGAAGACUGCUCUGGGAAGUGAAGCUGCAUACCGCAAGGAUUUCUACUUCUGCAAUGGUUAUGACCCCCCUAUGAAGCCUUUUGGGAGACGCAAUGAGGUCUGGUUUGUAAAAGAGUGAGCAUCUGGAUCCCUGUGAUGCUGCAUUAUGCUGACGGUCUCCCCAUACUCUGUCUCUAUUCUCUUCAAAAUAAACUAACAAUUUGGCGGAGGCAGAAAGCCAUUAUCCUCUCCCUUCACAUCCAUGCCUUGGUCUUUUAUGGACUAACCAUUUUAGAAGAAAGAACACUGCACACUCUCCUGAUGAUCCUCCUUCAUUGCAGACCAAGUUCUCAAUCACAGACUCUCGUGAUCUCACAGUGGCUUGCUUUUAUCUUCCUCAUGCUCCCAAAGUUCAGUGCCGAGACAGCUGAAGUAAUCAAUUACCAGGACUGGUUCCUGACAGGAGUCAUGUCCAAGUGCUGGCAGGCUAUUAGUCUUGCCUGAGGCAGGGGAAUAUGAUGAAAGUGCAUACAGGUGUUUUUUUUUUUUUUUUAUCAUCUUGAGCUUGCUGCAGCAGUAAGAUGCUGCAAGCAUCUGUGCCAUUGGAGAAGCAAUGUAAAGGGACAUGAGGGACAUGAACAUUGCUACCAAAAACAAUGCAGUGAGAAUAAGCAUCAUUUACAUUUUCUUAUAGUGUGCAGGAAAGCAACAUUUGUGUCAUCUAACUGGAAAAAGUUAUUUGUAGGAAGAUUUCUGUUUGCCGCUGUCCCUUCUGUUUGAAGUAGGACAUUGUAGAUUGUAUUGUGUUCUGAUCUCAGCUAGCAGCUGAAAGGUGUGACAAGUAAGACCCCAAGAUCAUUUCAUCACCUUCCUGUUAUUGGUGUGUAAUACUGCUCUAAAACUAGCCUACACGAGGACUAAAGUUGAAAUGCAUGUGGUAUUCUGAUUGAAUUAGAAAAAUAUAGACUGUGAAAAAGCAGGUACCUGUUACUUGUCAUCUGAGGGUGCAUUUGAUGAAUGAUGAGCAUCUAGUGGGACGUCUGUAAGUGCAGAUCUCUCUUUUUAAAUGAAGUGACUUUCAAAAGGGCUACUCUGAGCAGCUGUCUGACACACCCCUCUGAUGCUAAAAUGCCUCAGGGUUCAGGUGCUCUCCAAAAGAGACGUUCCUGCUGGAGCUGAACAAAAUUAUUCAUAUGGUGACCUGGGUUCUGGCCAGUUGAGCUGUGUGACCUGUGCCUCCUUUUUGAGAACAAAUCAGUAAUAGGAGAAAACAUGAAGUCCUGAUUUUUUUUUCUUUUCUCUAUUGCUGAGCCAUGUAAGAACUUCAGUGUGAACCUCACAAGAGAGUUUCAGUUCCCUGUAUGCAACAGCAGCUGGUCAAGACUUGCAAAAGUAGAUGAGUACUUAGAUUUCAAAAAAUAAAAGCAAGGGAAAAGCUGUUUGCUGUGGUUAAUGAUUACAGCACAGGGGAAAAGAAAUCAAAAGGAAAUCAAGGGAAACAAAUGGAGUUCAGGAAGCAUGGUAGGCUGUGAAGGACUUUGUAAGAAGUAAAGGCGUUUCUUAGGCCAUCCCCAAAGCCAGAGGGACUUGUUCUUACCACAAACUCUUUUUUAUCUGCAUGGGUGUGGAAUGGCGGGAUGCAGUUCUGCCCUGUUUAUGCAUUCCUGAAUUGAUUUUGGAAAUCGCGUAUAGACUAUCUAUGCAUAUAGUCAUUUCUGGCUACUGACAAUACCAAUAUAUUGCAAUGAUCGUAAUCCUGAAAUUCCUCAAAAUUCGUGAGACAAAAGUCUCAGAUGUUUGAAAGAUCAGUAAUAAGCCUGAUAUGCGCAGAGCUGCACAUCUCAUCAGUGUGGUACAGAGGACGCUGUUUGGUUUUGUUUAGUUUUCAUAACAUGCAAACACUUUCUGAGCAAAAAGCAAGGACAUCUGACCCAAUAGCAACCAGUUCUGGAAGCUCUGCCUCUGCAGCCCUGCUGCUGACCUUUUGCAUUGAGCAUACAGGGUAAAGUUUCAUAAACAGUUUUACUGGUAUCAAAAGCUUAUGCAAACUAAACUGCCUUUUCUAUACAAGCUAAGAUGCCUGUGUUCUAUGUGCAUUCUCUAGAAUUUUAAAGAAAGAAAUACAGUAAUGUGAGUUACAGCUUUUGCUGAUAGUUGACUUUGUGAGCUUAGUGGGAGCUGUUGAUUUGGGAGACUUUAAAUUGCCAGUUUGGGGUGUUAAUCACCUCACAUCUAUAAGAAGUCAUAAUGCUUUCUCCAAUAAAUUGCUAUUUUUGGUA
Coturnix japonica (Japanese quail) is the source of this 2777-nucleotide messenger RNA. RefSeq names its product heme binding protein 1 (gene HEBP1). NCBI's taxonomy places the organism in Eukaryota, Metazoa, Chordata, Aves, Galliformes, Phasianidae. The record is from RefSeq and is a predicted model, not a curated record. Gene Ontology annotation, molecular function: heme binding.